Pseudophryne corroboree (corroboree frog) is the source of this 4145-nucleotide messenger RNA. RefSeq lists its product as uncharacterized. The transcript has 7 exons. The record is from RefSeq and is a predicted model, not a curated record. The coding region runs from base 127 to 864 and encodes 245 amino acids. Lineage: Eukaryota; Metazoa; Chordata; Amphibia; Anura; Myobatrachidae.
CACCCAGAGAGGAUACAUCGAGGAACACAGGCUUGAGGACGGCUAAGAACUGGUCACCGGCGGCAGGUAGCACCUGCCCCCGGCGCCACGCUCCUAGAGCUGAUCGAUGCGCACCUCAUCCUUCUAAUGAUGGCUCACUGGUGCCUACUUAUCAUCAGAUACGCUGUACAUUUCUAUCUGUAUAAACGUGGCAAAAAUCAAAAGAACCAACAACCUAAAGUGGCAGAUGAGGGACAGGUGCAGAAACCCAAUGCGGUCUACCAGGCUGUCACCAACGCAGAUUUUCUCCUUGGUUUCUUCUCGGAGCUCGCUGCGGCCGUCAUCUCCUGGAGAGGUCAUUUUAUUCCUUGUUCCUGGUGUUAUAUUCCUGCCGUUCUGUUCACAUGUUUGAUGGCGUGCCGGAUUCCCUACUGCUUAGAGAGAUUAGACAAAAAUGUAAUCUCAUGUAUAACGUACAGCUGCAAUCUGAUCACACAGGUGUCUGAUUUCCUCCUCAUUCCGGCUUUCUGCUUCUAUAUAAUAUACGUGCUCAGCAAUAGCGGCCCCUGUGGACUGGGAGUGUGGGGCAGAGUGCGAUGGGGCCUCGUGGUUCUCAUCUAUGGACUCGUCUGGCUUAUGCUGUCUGGUAUCUCCUAUAAAUACAUCACAAGAAAAGAAGAGGGUAACCCUACAGUGGUGCCAGGAGAUCCUGAGAACGUAGAGCCUCGUCCAGUGGAAACCCCAUCUGAGAAUCCCAGAAGGCCACGAGAUGACUCUGACUGUGGGGGUCCUCUGGAUACUGAGGGGGAUCCACAAGAACGCUGCUCUAUGAUACCAGAAUCAAACGAGAUGUUCUACGACAGGGAUAGAGUUGCAAAUGGCUGAUGAACGUGUGCUAAGGUUUUUUCCAGGUCAGAUAUUAUUCCGUAACUGGGUAACACCUCCAUCCUCUGCCAAGUUUGAGGGAGAGGAGACUUCUGGUACCAGAAGAUCUCCACAUUUAGCGCUCAAACAAGAAGGUGAGACUAUGUAUGGUCACUAGUACACCUCAUACUUCUCUUUGGAAGCAGGUCUUAGGGUUACAUCUCUGUACCAUCUCCCCCUUCCUCAGGUACCUUUCUCUUCCAUCGAGGACACUGGAGUAAAGGAAUAUCUAGCUCAGACAAUAUGAGUAAGGCAGGUAGUGUGUCUUCCCAGGGAAUAAGAAGCAGAGGAAAAGUCUGUAUUUCAGCAGCACCAGGUGGAGGAGGAGUGGGCUGGACUCCAGAGCUGGGGCAGGAGUUCCAGACUCUGGGUCCAGUGCCUAACUGGUGGUGGAUACCAGUGUUCUCCUCAGAGGAGUGUGCUGGACCCUGGGCCUGGUAAGUCUCAUGAUCAGGCGUGCUCACAGCUUUGUACUCCUGGACUUUCAUCAUUGUUUAGAAUUGAGUAAAAUAUUGUACAAUUUCCAGUUACUCAACUCAGCAAAUAAGUAAAAGGCUGGAAGUUCAGUAUGGAACCCCUACAGGAGAGCCUCUCAUGGAUGGGUGUGCCUUUCAGGCCAUUACAGUUAAUGUUUUGCAGGUUCCUGAUCUUCAGCCAACUUUCCAGGACUCUUCCCUGUUACCAGCAGGACCAUUCACAUAAGGGUGAGUAGUUCUAUAAACACACAGGCUGAAUUAUCAAGGAAAGGAGCCACAUACAGCCAACCCAGGGGAUACAUACAUAGGACAGUGUCUGGAGUACUAGUUGAGUGUUCUUGAAUCUGGAUAGAACAGGAAAAUUAAAAGUCUGCCAGUUUGCUAAUAAGCCCCUGUACCAUAUCAGAAUCAUGCAUGGAACUUCUAGAGCUGCAGGAACAGGUGAGUUACCCUUAUUGCCUUGUAGACCAUUUGUGCAGGUUAUCCAGUAGCACAGCCAUGGUGUUAUCCCUGUGUACCCGAAUCUCCUGCACUAGGGGCGGUCAUAGCAUCUCUACUCAUAAUCCCUGGAACUGAGGGCGGGGGUACUGGAGACUACUGAUACAACAAACUAGAUAAGGCGAUAUCUGACCUUUCACAAACCAGGACACAGCCCAGGCCCAGCGACUUCUACUCAAACUGGAGGGUCUUCAAUAACUGUUGUAUCUUCAGGGAAGUGUCAGAAAGUCCAGUAAUUGUCCCAUCAGUCACAGGCUGGGGCCUCUGCAUGGAGGACUGGGUGAGGCCCGGCAGCGAGCAACUCAGAGCACUGUUUUCUGCCUUAGGUAGGGUUCACAGAUGGUUGCUUGGUGCUGUUGUGCAUAUAAUAACGUAGGGAGCCACCCAGUGCUGUAGCUGCUUGGCUGUCCGCUGCCAUGAUGGAGAAAGAGAAUUAUUACGUUAGGUGUGUCUCCUCUAUUUUAGUUACCGUCCAUGUUAUACGUGUGGAAGCGACUGGUGGCUCUGAAGACGCCUGGAGGAAGAGGCCCUAUGAUCUUUACGGGGGAAGUCUAUUUCUCUGUCCUUACUUGGCUGAAAAGUAUGAUUAACCCCUUAGUACCUGCUUCCAUAGAGUACGUUGAGGAAACAUGAAUAAGAGUGAUAAUUAGUCCCGCUUCCUCUUGGUUGUACAUGUCAUUAAAGUGGACAUUUACGAAGCUGUAAGAAAUCAUAGCAGCACUGGGUAAAACUGGCCGGUAUGGAAAUCCAUGUUACCCGUCCUGUACACCACGUGCCUGGUUCUGAAGGCCUGUGCACCGCGCCAAGACAGGAGGUAGCAAGUGAGUGACUGGGAAGGCGUUGUGUAAUCCCUGUGUAAUCACUGCACUGUUGGUGCUGAAUGGACCUUACAGGUAUGCAGUGAGUUUUGAGCACAGAGGACGUGAAACCCCCUGAUGUCACCUUGGAUGUUAUGGUGUAAUGUAAUCGGGGUACUCCAGUCACUUGCUGCAGGUGAAUAUAGAGAUCACCAGGAAUGUUCCGUGCAAUGAUUGGUGCUUUGGGGAUGCAUCAGGAUGAGACAUGACACAUUGCGCACUGACGCUGCUUAUUGAUUAGCGCAAGACACUAUGGCCAUAGAUCUACUGAUACACUAAUCCAUGGCCAUUGGCUGUAUAUAGGUAUAUCACGGUGUCUGCUGUAUGACUGUGCAUCACUGUUACUGCUAUUGUGCUGUCCCUGGCGCUGCUAUCACCGCCUCAUUCCCAGGCACGGCGUAAUAGUGUCACAUGGUGGCAAAGAUGUGUCAUUACACUUAAUGGAUUUAUAAGUUGUUAUGCGCAUAUAAAAGCGUUUCCAUGGAAAUCAGUGAGUUGUAUCUCACUUAUCUCUUUGUAAAUGACACCGAAUGCACCGUAUCAGGGGGAAUCUGGGCCAGUUCAUGUUACCCUUUAUCAUUUUAUGUCCAGUUAUUUAUAGAUCCUCUACCCUCCUUUCUAGUUAGCGCAAGAGAGAGUGAUGGCGUCAUUAUAUGAUUAUAUCAGGGGACGUGAUGGGAGGAAACAUUCACCCUUCAUAAAAGUCCACUGGUUAUUACUUUAUUUAUCCUCUGAAUUUUCUGCUUAUUUUUUAAAAGUUUUUUUGGAAAAUAGGAUGAAAAUCCAGAGGGCGUGACCUGUAAAAAACCGAGCUAUGGUACAUUGGUAGGAACUGCAAGGCUGGGGAAAUGAGAAACACUGCUGCAUCCAUGUUUUGGCAUAUGAUCAUCUAUUUACCUGGGAUGUAGCGUCACCAUCCACACCCCCAUAGACGUGCCCUGGAGAGGGGCAUCCACAAUACUGCUGUCUACUGCAAAAAGGCCAAAGGUAGCAGUACAAAAGAGAUGCACUUAGGGUCAUGGGUGGAUUCUGGGGACCCAGUGGUUUGGGGAAUGCUGAAACUCAGAUUAUUAGGACAUUUUAUUGUAACAAUACUAAAUUGUCAGUUUUGGCUGGAGUUCCUCACAAAGCUUUUAUUAUGUAUAGACACUGAUGUCACAGACAGGUUCAUUCAGUGAUAUGAAGAGUUAUUGUUACAUGCCUUUAUUAUUUCAGUCAUACUGUAAUCAUUUACCAUAUCCACCAUACUGUAAUGAUUUAUUAAGUCGAACACACUGCAGUGGGUUUUAGUUGUGCUCAGACAAUAUAGCUACAGUAUAUACUUUACGUAAAAUAGAUGUGAUCAUUAUGUGAUUUUAUUAGGGUACAGCUUCACCCAGCACAUGGAUUCUGCGAAUGUUAUUUGCUUAUA